UAAAAGUGCGCUCGGUAGUGCCAAUUUUAACGAAAGUACAAACUUAAGAACAUAAAAUAACAAGCGGGAAUGAUAAAAGUGUAUUUAAAGGACUUUGAAUUUACUGACUUGGCCUUUUCUUCAAGGUGUUUCGCACCACAGUGUGAAGUGAAAUAUUUAUGUAUUUAAAAGAAAGCAAGGAUAAAAAUGUCUACCACCACUACUAUUGCUGUUGAGAUCACGAAGAGCGUGGCCGCCACAACCGCUGCUUCUCUGCCGUCUGGACGAAAUUUCACUUUCGGUGGCGUAGAUUAUGUUGUCUUCAGUUUGAUGUUGGCCGCCUCUGCCGCAGUUGGAAUAUACUUUGGUUUCUUUUCAAAGUCCAAAAAUACCACAGAUGAGUAUCUCAUGGGGGGCAAGCGUAUGAAAGUCAUACCCAUUGCUAUAUCUUUGAUCGCAAGUCAGUUAUCAGCCCUCUCCAUAACAUCACUUCCUGCCGAGAGUUAUUCCUUUGGUAUCAAUCACUUCUUUAUCAUUUUAUCCAUGGUUUUCGUGGCUCCAUUACUAUGCUACGUUAUUACUCCAGUCUUCUAUGAAAACAACAUUUUCAACUGUUAUGAGUAUUUGGAGAAGCGUUACAACAAACGCACGCGACAGCUGGUCACGAGCACAUUUAUCUUGAAUGCCUUUCUGCUCUUACCAGUAAUUAUAUUCAUUCCCGCAUUGGCUUUUGCACAAGUGACUGGCUUGAAUAUCCACGUAGUCAAUGGUGUGGUUUGCUCGAUUUGUGUUUUCUACACAAUGUUAGGUGGCAUCAAAGCUGUUGUGUGGACCGAUGUGCUGCAGGGCGGCGUUAUGCUUUUAUCUGUGAUAUUGGUGGGGAUCUUGGGCACCAUAAAGACCGGAGGACUGAGUAAAGUUUUUGAAUAUGCUAGUGAAGGUGGACGUUUGGAUUUAAACUUUUCUAUCGAUCCACGCAUGCGUAUCACGGUAUGGAAUUCAAUGAUAUGUGGCUUUAUGAUGUGGACUGGUCAUGUGGGCCUAAAUCAGAGCUGUGUGCAACGUAUAGUCUCACUGCCUUCCUUAAAGCAUGCUCAAAAAGCGCUCUGGUUAAGUUGCCUUGGUUUCUUAGUCAUAAUGACCAUAAAUUGUUUUAUUGGCAUUGUGAUGUAUUCUUACUAUCAUGACUGUGAUCCAAUCAAAGCAGGGUUGGUCAAUAAACCUGAUAAAAUGGUGCCGUUCUUUGUGCAAGAUAUCAUAGGUCAUCUAAUUGGCAUGCCUGGUUUAUUCAUAUCUUGCGUCUUCAGCGCCGCGCUCAGCUCCAUGUCCGCCAUGUUGAACUCCCUGGCCGGUGUGAUGUACUUCGAUUACAUUAAGCCCCGCAUUAAGAAAUACCACACAGAAGAGCGUGCCAAUUUCAUAAUGAAGCUCAUUAUUGUGGCUAUGGGUUGCUAUUGUGUGGCUGGUGGCUUGAUGGUGGAACGUUUCGAUUCCAUACUACAGCUGGUAAUAACAAUUACCGGUAUCAAUACCGGGUCUGUAGUCGGUGUUUUCUUGCUGGGCAUGCUUGUACCCCGCACCAAUGGUAAGGUGGCCGUGGCUUCAAUUAUUUUCAGCAUUUUAAGCAUGUUUUGGAUUAUCAUUAAUGGACAGAUGCGUGCUAGGGAAGGUGCCAUUCGAUAUAUCCCGCUACCCUCAAACAUUGAAGGAUGUGCAGCACACAAUUUACAAGUCUUGACUAAAUCUAUUUCGAACACUACAAACGCCGUUAGCUUACAAAUGCUCGCACAAGGAGUGGAGGAGCCAAAGGUCACCACAGCUUUUGGUAGUAAUCGUGAAUUUUCUAUUUACGAAAUAUCCUUUUACUGGUACAAAGUUAUUGGAGUUUCACUUGUCUGGCUGUUGGCCAUUCCACUAAGCUAUAUUUGGCGGCGAGAUGAAGCCGAUAAAAUUAAUCCACAUCUCUUCGCGCCUUUCGUACAGCGUUUCUUAAAAGUAAGUAAGCCUUUGGAAAUGGAAGAGUACCCACUGAAAACAACCACUACAGCAGAUGAGAAGGAAACCGAUGGCGGUACAACAAUUCCGAUGCCGGAAAAAAUCGAAAAUAGCAACUAAUAAAACUAAAUAGUAUAAUUAA
Messenger RNA from Bactrocera neohumeralis, 2116 nucleotides. Its product is annotated as sodium-coupled monocarboxylate transporter 2-like. Gene Ontology annotation, molecular function: symporter activity. NCBI's taxonomy places the organism in Eukaryota, Metazoa, Arthropoda, Insecta, Diptera, Tephritidae. The record is from RefSeq and is a predicted model, not a curated record. Gene Ontology annotation, biological process: sodium ion transport; transmembrane transport. The transcript has 10 exons. Gene Ontology annotation, cellular component: membrane. Bases 187 to 2094 code for a protein of 635 amino acids.